Molecule: messenger RNA, 1054 nt
Organism: Aspergillus heteromorphus CBS 117.55
Lineage: Eukaryota; Fungi; Ascomycota; Eurotiomycetes; Eurotiales; Aspergillaceae
Product: putative small nuclear ribonucleoprotein (LSM7)
Exons: 3
Coding region: 232-636 (134 amino acids)
Biological process (GO): nuclear-transcribed mRNA catabolic process; mRNA splicing, via spliceosome
Cellular component (GO): catalytic step 2 spliceosome; U6 snRNP; U12-type spliceosomal complex
Molecular function (GO): RNA binding
Source: RefSeq, a predicted model, not a curated record
CCGGUCCAUUCCACGCACUAAGCGGCCAGCCCGUCUCAGAGCAAGCCUGCCUGCCUGCCUGCCUGCCUGCCUGCCUGUCUUCUGGUCCCUCCCUCCCUUCCACCACCAUCCACCCCCUCUGCUUCCCCUCUUUCCCCUCCUUUGUACCCGAUACCGCAUUAUCUAAUCCACGCCACUGUCAUUGGACCACCCCGACCACUCCAAUCCUUUGACUCAGAUUCCCAGCCAAGCAUGUCCGAAAGAGGCUCGUUCCGUGGUGGUGCCCGCGGCCGCGGCGGAGGUUACGACCGGGCUGGCGGCCGUGGCGGCCACAAGGGUGGCGGUGCCGGUGGCGGUGCGCAACAGCAGCAGGAGAAGCCCAAGAAGGAGAACAUCCUCGACCUGACCAAGUAUAUGGACAAGGAGGUGCGCGUCAAGUUCAACGGCGGACGUGAAGUCACCGGUCUUCUCAAAGGAUAUGACCAGCUCAUGAACCUGGUCCUGGACGAUGUCAAGGAGGGCAUGCGCGAUGACGAGGGCAACGAGAACACCCGCUCUCUUGGCCUGAUUGUGGCCCGUGGCACCUUGAUUGUCCUGAUCUCGCCCGCCGACGGCAGCGAGGAAAUCCCCAACCCCUUCGUGCAGCCGGAAGAGUAAGCCUAUGGCCCACAUGUACCAGCUAGAUGGUGCCUGCGUGCUAUGUCCGUUCGCGACCAGCCGUCUGGCGCACCCACGUCGAGAAGAGCGACGCUGGCUGCGCGGGGCGUGCCCCCAACCCUCCCGAUUCAGAUGGACAGUGGUGGUCGACGAGUCUUCUAUCUGUUCAUGACGUUGGACUCUUGCCGAGAGCUGGGGGAUUGAUUUCACUCUACGAAGACAGACGAUGGAAUGUAUUAUGUGCGCCAUGAGCGUUGAUCUGGAUUGCAUCGGAUGGCAUGCAUAUAUCCACCCCCAGCAGAAUUAUCAACAAAACUACAUGACUAUUGAUUCAUGUCAGUUCCAGGCGUAGAUUUACUCCGAUUCGCAUAGUUAGCUACCGACCAUGACAUCAGCGGAUGUCGUCAUGAACUUCCCA